Anastrepha ludens (Mexican fruit fly) is the source of this 3916-nucleotide messenger RNA. RefSeq lists its product as uncharacterized. The record is from RefSeq and is a predicted model, not a curated record. Gene Ontology annotation, biological process: cell adhesion; extracellular matrix organization. Lineage: Eukaryota; Metazoa; Arthropoda; Insecta; Diptera; Tephritidae. Gene Ontology annotation, cellular component: extracellular matrix. The coding region runs from base 1055 to 2929 and encodes 624 amino acids. The transcript is spliced from 8 exons. Gene Ontology annotation, molecular function: cell adhesion molecule binding.
ACACCAACAAUAAUAGCAAGUGCAACCAACACAGGCAGCCGCUCUUUUGUGUCAUUGUUACUACAUAAAAAGUACAAUAAAAACAGCUGCCAACAUCAACAACUACAAUGACGGCAGCAGUGCAGACAUUUUGCAGAGCCUUUACUAUCUUUUCGUUUAGAGUGGUGGGUUAAGCGGGUGAAAGGGUGGCAGGGUCACUGCGGGUGCCACUAUAGCCAGUCAGCCAGCUAGCAAGCGCGAGUCCACCGUCCACGGUCCGAAUUGAGUUAAGUUGAGACGAAAGCUUCAAUUCGUCGUAAAUUUUCCGGCAUAACAGACGCGAAAUUUUGCACAACGCAGUACGUAAAGCAAACGGAUAUUUGGAAAACUUUGCAACAAACAGUGAAAAGGCAAAAAGACAAAGGUCCCUUAUCAUAAGUGUGUACUUGUGUGAGAUUCUUCUUCUCUUUUUGUUUUCUUUUCUCGUUUGGCAAGCGCUUGUAAUUGAUUUUUAUGUGUUGUGGCAUUUAAACUAAUGAAAAAAUCUAACACAGAACCGCAAAACAAAACAAAAAAAAAAAAACAAAAGCAAAACUAAGUCGCACCUGUAUUGAUCGGGCAGUGAAAAAUCUAAACAAUCAUGGCAGUAUAUUCAUAAUAAAUAGUGGUCGAAUAGUGUAAUGUGGCGUUUAAAAAGCGCAUUCAUCAAUUGCAUACAAUCGCAAAAAGCAAAAGCGUCACUCAAUUGCCGAAAAAUUGAAAUUGAAUAGUUUCGAGUUGCACAAACAGAUACAUUUUUCCUACGUAUCUAACACUACAUAUUUUAUUGUAAUGUAAUGAACAACUAUCAAUGUAACGCAAUAUAAGCGCGCGCGCACAAUUUCAAAUCAGCACCUGCAACGCCUGCGCAAUAAUGAACAAAAUCGUAGUGCCAUAACAAGAAAAUAACUGCACAAAACCAACAACCAUAGCAAAGAGUUAUUUUACAAAAAAAAAGUUGAAAUACAAAUACACAGACGCACAUAAAAUAACGAUAUUUUCUGAAGUGAGUGAGUGAAGAAAAUCGCUGCACAAAAUGGGCAAAAAACCCCAAAAGUGUCCGAUGUCGGUAUUCGCUUCGAUGGCGCUGCUCUGUGCCGCCACUUUUAGUCAUGCUACUGCGGCGCCUGCUGAUGCAGCCGACGUUGGCACCAGCGCACAAUUGGAUCCAUCAUUGAAAAAUAUCAAAUAUAUCGAAAACAAAGUUAUACCAGAUGUUAAAUCGUUCUUCAAUGAACGUCCCAGAGGCGAUGGGGUCGAUGGGGAAAAGUGGCAGCAGGUGCAACGUUUUAUGGAAGACGGCAUACCUGUGCUGGAACUCUACGGCUACAAGCCAAAAAGAGAUACUCCAUUUACAAUAAUUGUACCGAAAAUCGAUGUACGCACCAUUGAGAAGACGCGACUCAAGGAGUUCAUGCUGGAGCAUUUGAUACCAGGAAAAGUUUUUGAAAACUUGGCCGAUGAUGAAGUCUAUGGCAAUGGAAAUGGUCACAAGAUUCACCUAUAUAAAGUUGAGAAGUCGCAAAAUAGUUUGUGGCUACUCAAUGGAUAUCUCAUUUUAUACAAAAUGCGCUUGAAUGAAAACCUGAUGGCAAUCGCCAUCGAUAGCUACCUUGGUGACCGAAAAUCGCCCUACUCAAAACGCAACAUACAAGAACCGAAUAGUCGAUACAAUGAACCACAACGCUUGGAGAUGCGCAAUACCACCACUGCGCAUACCAAAAUCGAACCCAUACUAAAGGAGUCGAAAUCCAGCCCACUCAUGUCCUUCCUUAACAGCAUGAAAAGUGGCACCAAAGUUUUUCAACAUUUCCUGUCCAAAAGUAAUCUCACACAGAUAAUGGACGAUGGCUCCUACACGAUACUCAUACCAUCCGACAAUGCUUUUCAACGGUGGCAUCCCAUCGACUGGGGCUUCUACCCAUUCAGUGUGCAUGAAUUCACCGAAAGUGUGUUGCGUAACCACUUCCUGCCCACUCAACGUCCGCUGCGCAUGGCCGAAGUGAAGAACAUCGACCAGAUGACGGUGCGAACGUUGGGCGGUGAGAAUGUGGUAUUUCGCGGACAUCCCGGUCCAACUGUGAACAAUGUAUCCAUUAUGUCCGACUACUCACUGAUAAAUGGCAAUCAAGUAUUCUUGAUCUCCGAGGUAUUAUUUGUGUCGGAAGCUGUGGUUUCUAAACUGCAUCAGAUGCACAAGGACAAAGAAACGCCACCGCUUCUCGCCUUUCCAUGGUUUGGUGCUCAGUUUUUGUCGCAUUCCUUUUUGGCACUGGAACGUGAUCAACGAUUUACGCAAAUUACAAGAUAUUUGAACAACGCCGAAAUAGCACCACAUGUUUCCGGCGCUAAUUACACAUUCUUUGUGCCAGAGGAUAGAGCUUUUGAACGACUUGGUUUUGAUAGGCUCUCCGAUGAUGUCAUGGCCUCACCACGCGGCAUCAAAAUGCUGCUGAAUCACUUUGUGCGCGGACGUCUGUACGAUCGUGAUCUGCGGGACAACGAGGUAUUCGAAACUAUUGGUGGCGGCCAUAUUAAAAUCACACGCAAUCCGGGAAGCAAUGCAACCAGUGUUAAUAACGCCAAGAUUACCGAACACGAAGUAUUCGUCUACAAUUUGGGAACAAUGUUCUACAUCGAUGAUAUACUCUAUGCACAUCUGCUCCGUGAAUAUGUUUCAAAGUCGACAAAAACGAGAUCAGACCCCAAUGGUAGUGGCGGCGGUGGUGGACGUAAGUGUUUGUGCACUAAAGUGUCUAGUGAUGCGCCUUUUUUAGGUUCUUUGUUUUUCGAUAUCUUCUUUUCAGAGCGAAAUGGCGAUUACAUUAUUGGCGAUCAGGAUGACGAAUUCGAUGAUGAGAUUAUAACGCCGAAGGCACUACCCGUCCAGAUUUAUGAACUUCCACAAUAGAUGCUAACAGCAGUGAAUUAAAACUAUUUGCAUUGGUUGAUUGCAUACAUACGUACAUGCAUACAUAUGGAAUAGGCCAGAAAUACGUAGUAGUUGAGAUUAUAUUUUCGAAAGGCAAAUAUGAUUAGAUAAAUAUUACUUGUGUAAAUGUGGUCCAAGCGAGCAGGCAGAGAACCACGGCAAUGCCAUUGUGUGUAUAGAUUGAUUUACAUUUUGUUAAUUCUAUGCUAUUGUUCGAACAUAUUUUAAUAUAAGUUUGUAAAUUUUUGAUUCUAAUUCUUUGAAAACAAAGAGAGAAAAACGAAAACAAGGCGGAGAGAGAAAAAAAGAAAGUAAAUGAAGAGUGAAAUUAUAAAGUAUACUGCAAAUAUUGAAAUAAGCAAACGAAAACCAUAUCAAGCAUAUGAAAAAUAAUUUGAGAAUAAAAACUUAUAUGCAAAUUCAAACAUUAAAUUAGAAAAUUUCCCAAAACAAUGUUAAAUAGAAUUAAAAAUCUAUGAACCGGAUAUAAAGACAUUCUUUUAGUAGUUGUGAGAUCUUUUCUUGUGCUUCGCAUUAGUGAUUUAAUGGAUUUCUCUAUGGUAAUAGUAUGUCUUAGCAUACAGCACAUGUUAUAUAACUAAAAUAGUAGUACUUUAAUUGUAACGAGGAAGGAGUCAAAGUAAAACAAAAAAAUCUGAAAAUAACUUUAGAAAAACAACUUUAACAUAUCGUCAUAUAUAUAAACGUAUACAAAACACAAAACAGUAAAAUUAAAAAUGAUAAAAAUAAAGAAAAAUACUCCACAACUCAAUUAUGUAAUAUCUCAAAGAAAAAAGUGCUGGCAAUGUGGAAGGAACAACUAAAAAUGUGCGGCGGAUGGCAUCUCUAAUUGUGACAUGAAUUUAUAACUGUAGCAAUAUUAAGUAAACAAUUUUAUAUAAACACGAAAUUCGAUAGUUUGUUAAUAAUAAAACAAAGCAAUAAAGUAAAAAUAAAUAAUACAAA